AUGAGUGGUACCUUGAUGGCACCCGAGGUCUUCUUCACCGUUUGCUACGGCCACAAUAACCCUCCUCAGGUCAUCAAGGACAUGCACACGUUCACUCCCGCAAUCCUAGAGGGCUACUGCCGCCACCGAGUUCGACGCGCAGACUAUCCUGGUGUUGUGGCUGAGAAGGGUCACAAUGUUCGUGGGGUUUACGCUACUGGACUUACCGAUGCCAACAUGAGCAAGCUUGACGAUUUUGAGGGGCCCGAGUAUGACAAGGAAAAGGUCAAAGUCAAGUUGCUCAACAAAGACGGCACUGUCAACGAGAAGGGUGAAACCAAGGAAACGACCGCCUACGUUUUCAACUCACUCAACCACCUUGAGAAGCGCGAAUGGGACUUUGAGGAGUUCCGAAAGACCAAGAUGAAGAACUGGACCCGCGGUGGAUUGGCUUUCGAUUAAUAAGUCUGAGUGAACCACCAAUAACGACUUCGAAGUAGACGCGUGUUUCUGCAAGCGCCUUCAAAGUGACAGCAGUCGGUCGCUUAUCUGGUUGCAGCAUGACAAGACUUGUUGAUGUGGUGGCGGUGAGGGGAUGUUGUGAUGAUGCUACCGACAUACCGGUUCAUAAAUGCCGUGCCAGU
Messenger RNA from Fusarium graminearum PH-1, 623 nucleotides. RefSeq lists its product as uncharacterized. The transcript is spliced from 4 exons. The record is from RefSeq and is a predicted model, not a curated record. The coding region runs from base 1 to 441 and encodes 146 amino acids. NCBI's taxonomy places the organism in Eukaryota, Fungi, Ascomycota, Sordariomycetes, Hypocreales, Nectriaceae.